Choloepus didactylus (southern two-toed sloth) is the source of this 1678-nucleotide messenger RNA. Its product is annotated as L-lactate dehydrogenase A chain. Gene Ontology annotation, molecular function: L-lactate dehydrogenase (NAD+) activity. Bases 95 to 1093 code for a protein of 332 amino acids. Gene Ontology annotation, cellular component: cytoplasm. The transcript has a single exon. The record is from RefSeq and is a predicted model, not a curated record. Gene Ontology annotation, biological process: carboxylic acid metabolic process. Lineage: Eukaryota; Metazoa; Chordata; Mammalia; Pilosa; Megalonychidae.
CGGAGCUGCCGCUGCCGAGUCUGGAUCUAACCACUGCGCGCUGCAGACGCCCGCUCGACGUGUAGUCCCGGUUCCUUUCCAUUCCAAGUCUAAAAUGGCAGCUCUCAAGGAUCAGCUGAUUGAGAAUCUUAUUAAGGAAGAACAGACCCCUCAGAAUAAGAUUACAGUUGUUGGGGUUGGUGCUGUUGGCAUGGCCUGUGCCAUCAGUAUCUUAAUGAAGGAAUUGGCAGAUGAAUUGGCGCUUGUUGAUGUCAUAGAAGACAAACUGAAGGGAGAAAUGAUGGAUCUCCAACAUGGCAGCCUUUUCCUUAGAACACCAAAAAUUGUCUCUGGCAAAGACUAUAGUGUGACUGCAAACUCCAAGCUGGUUAUCAUCACAGCUGGGGCACGUCAGCAAGAGGGAGAGAGUCGUCUUAAUUUGGUCCAGCGUAAUGUGAACAUCUUUAAAUUCAUCAUUCCUAAUGUUGUAAAAUACAGCCCGAACUGCAAGUUGCUUAUUGUUUCCAAUCCAGUGGAUAUCUUGACCUAUGUGGCUUGGAAAAUAAGUGGCUUUCCCAAAAACCGUGUUAUUGGAAGUGGUUGCAAUCUGGAUUCAGCCCGGUUCCGUUAUCUAAUGGGGGAGAGGCUGGGAGUUCACCCAUUAAGCUGUCAUGGCUGGGUCCUUGGGGAGCAUGGAGACUCGAGUGUGCCUGUAUGGAGUGGAGUGAAUGUUGCUGGGGUCUCCUUGAAAAAUCUGCACCCUGAAUUAGGCACUGAUGCCGAUAAGGAACAUUGGAAAGAGGUUCACAAGCAGGUGGUCGACAGUGCUUAUGAGGUGAUCAAACUGAAAGGUUACACCUCCUGGGCCAUUGGGCUAUCUGUGGCAGAUUUGGCAGAAAGUAUAAUGAAGAAUCUUAGACGGGUACAUCCAGUUUCCACCCUGAUUAAGGGUCUCUAUGGAAUAAAAGAUGAUGUCUUCCUUAGUGUUCCUUGCAUCUUGGGACAGAAUGGAAUCUCAGACAUUGUCAAAGUGUCUCUGACUCCUGAAGAAGAGGCCCGUUUGAAGAAGAGUGCAGAUACACUUUGGGGGAUCCAAAAAGAGCUGCAAUUUUAAAGUCUUAUAAUGUUGUAUCAUUUACUGUCUAGGUUACAACAGGAUUUUUGUUGGGGAUUAUGCAUGUUGUCCUUUUUAUCUGGUCUGUGAUUAAAGCAGUGAUAUUAAAAUGACCUAGGGAAAACAUCAAUUUCUUAAAGUUAGAAGUAGGAAUAAUUCAUAAAACCUCACAGCUAUAUCCUGAUGCUGGAUAAGAUACUAGUCUUGGAUAGUCCCAAACUGGUUAGUAUAAAAUAGUUCACCUCUGAGGCACCAGUGCCAAUGUUGCACAUGCUGCAAUUGUCUUUCAAACCAGAAGAAUGCAUGGUUACUAUGUAUUAUAUACCUUCUGGUUACUUAAUCCAAAAUGCCUAGUCCAACUUCUUUCCCCCCCAUUCAGUCACAUCCUGGACUCCAAUGUAUAAAUCCAAUGUUGCAUGUUUUGUGCAUAACUGUUCUAAACGAUCUUGUUUUGUGUACCAAAUGUAUCAAAGUGGUGUACACUGCCAUGUAAUGUAAAAAGAAAGACUACCUGUAAACAGUGCAACCAACUAUCCAAACGUGUCAUACCAUUUAAAACACCAAAUAAACCAUGAUCAGUGACUA